GUUGCGCAGUGCUCCCUAUGCCAUGUACGGGUCGACGUAGACUACCCGAGAGACUUCCGGAUGUGCAGUAGCGGCUCCGUGUUUCAAUUUUGGGUGCGAGGGUUUCGCCGAGUCGGUCCUGCCUUCAUAGCCGAAAUUACUGCGGGGUCGAGUCCACUGAAGUGUAAGUAUGAAUGGGCAGCUGGACCUAAGUGGGAAGCUGAUCAUCAAAGCUCAGCUGGGUGAUGACAUCAGGCGGAUCCCCAUCCAUAAUGAGGACAUCACCUAUGACGAACUGCUCCUGAUGAUGCAGCGCGUCUUCCGGGGGCAGCUGCAGAGCAACGACGAGGUCACCAUCAAGUACAAGGACGAAGAUGAUGAUCUCAUCACCAUAUUCGACAGUUCCGAUCUCUCCUUUGCAAUCCAGUGCAGCAGAAUACUCAAACUCACUCUGUUUGUGAAUGGGCAGCCAAGGCCACUGGACUCCUGUCAGGUGAAGUACCUGCGCAAGGAGCUGAUUGGCCUGAGGAAUAAAGUCAACAGCUUAUUGGACAGCCUGGAACCACCCACAGAACCUCCUGCAGAGAUACCCGUCCCCGAGAGGGUGUGUGUAGGUGAUAAGGUGUGUGUGGAGCCAGUGAAAGCCCCAGUUAGUGCUGCAAGCAUGUCUGCGUUCGACCCACUCAAGAACCAGGACGAGGUCAGCAAGAACGUCAUCUCCGCCUUUGGCCUGUCUGAGGAACCCAGCGCAGUUCCUGCUGCUGUAGCUGCUCAAGCAGAGGAACGUUCUGGAACUCCUGACAGCAUCAACUCCGCCUCCUCUGCCCCCCCCCCACCAGCUGUGGCCCCCCAGGCCCCCAAGCCCUAUGCAGGUCUGGUUAUUCCUUCGCUGUUUCUGGCAGGUCAGAUGUAUCAGCAGUACCAGGCCCCAGGUGGAUAUCCCCCCCAACAGCCUGCAGCCCCACAGCAGCAGCAGCCACAACAGCAGUAUGGCAUGCAGUACCCUGCAGGUUACACCCCCCAGCAGCAGCCUGGAGCGCCUCAGCAGCCGCAGCAGCAGCAGUUCCAGAACUUUCCGCCGCAGGCCCCCACCUCCCAGGCCCCCGCCUCGGGCUUCAGCACUGGCCAAUCACAGCCUCCCCCUCCCCAGGGGGCUGCCCAGUACCCCCCAGGGGCCUUCCCCCCUCAGAACUACACUUCCCAGGGUGCACCUCAGCAGCAGCAGCCAGCCAAUUACAGCCUGCCCCCCACCUCUCAACCCGCCCCCGGCUACCAGCCCCGCCCCACCUACACCCCCCCACCUGGUGCCACAGUAACCCCCCCUCCCGGAGGCUCCAACCCCUAUGCCCGAAACCGCCCUCCUUACGGAGCAGGCUACACCCAGCCCGGCCCUGGAUACCGAUAAACCCUUCCUACCCCAGACACACACACACACACACACAUACACACACACACACACACACAAACACAACACACACAACACACACACUCCGAUGACCUGAUGUUGUCAGAAGUGGUCAUGUGAGCACCCCACCCCAACCAGCCUUCAUAUCUGGCCUCCCUACACACACACACACACAAGCACCCCCCAUUUAUUUCAUUUUAGUUUUUGUGUGUGUGUGUGUGUGUGUAUGUGUGAUUGCACAUAUGAGAGACCAAACAGAAUAGGAUUUACGUGUGUGUGUGUGUGCGUGCUCACUUGUAAGGUGCAAGCUGGGAGUUUAAUGAGAGUAAAAGUGUGUUUGUGUAAAUGUGUGUGUGUGUUUCUGUUUUGUCUUCUGUCCGUCCAUGUUAGUGUGUAUUUUUGUGUGUUUGUGUGUUGAGUGUUUUAUCGCUUGUCACCCUGACCCUGUCCUAACGCACCCUAAAUUGUAACAGUUAAAACACUAGAGAAUGAUCAGUGCUCAGGCAUAGUCCUGCCUUUUGAAGGUCUCUCUCUCUCUCUAUCUCUCUCUCUCAGUUGUUUAUAUCACUCUUUUAUCUCUUCUCCCCUCUUUGUGUAUGUUCAUCCUUCGCUCCCAGUCUUUUCUAACGGCUGCAGGUGUGUCUGCAGUUGCUGUAGGACUUUCUGUUUAAACUGUAACUCUUCUUUUUUUUUUUCUCAAACUAAAUAAAGGCUUUCAAAUGGAA
This is a messenger RNA of Alosa alosa (allis shad), 2109 nucleotides long. RefSeq names its product trafficking from ER to golgi regulator (gene tfg). The transcript is spliced from 9 exons. The record is from RefSeq and is a predicted model, not a curated record. Gene Ontology annotation, molecular function: identical protein binding. Lineage: Eukaryota; Metazoa; Chordata; Actinopteri; Clupeiformes; Clupeidae. Gene Ontology annotation, cellular component: endoplasmic reticulum exit site. Bases 170 to 1384 code for a protein of 404 amino acids. Gene Ontology annotation, biological process: COPII vesicle coat assembly; endoplasmic reticulum to Golgi vesicle-mediated transport.